AUGUCUGCCCCUCCGCCAGCUCUCCUCGACCCCUCCAUCUUCGCCUCCCUCGAAGCCAAGCUCGAGGAAGAAACUCAGAUCCGCGACACGCUCUCACAGCUCAUCCAGCGGCUGGAUCGGGUCGUGGCCACGGCUCAGGGCCUUCUCUCACGAGUCCACUCAACGCCUCGCUCACGCUACCCUCAGCUAGUCUCUCAAGUCGAGGCCGCCGUCAAAGAAGAAGCCGCCAUCAUCAGCGAGCUCAACACCGUCGCCUCCCAGCACCCUUACUACAAGUUCGCUCUCCCUCCCUCUCCCCCUCUCUCUCUUCACAAUGAACCACCAAAAUUAACUCCCCCUUCUUCCAGAUACAACCAGAAAUGGUCGCGCUCAAUGCAGCACGCCAUCGGCACAGUCAUCUACACUGCCUGGCUAGGCGGCUUCCCAUCCCAAACCUCCGAAUCCGAAUCCUCACCCUCCGCUGAAAUCGGCCGCCUCCUCACCCUCGAAGAAGUCGGCACAAUCUUCUCCAUCCCAACCAACCUCAAAGACCGCGACGCUUUCCACAUCACCAUCGAAGAAUACCUCCUCUCCCUCGUCGACCUCACCCAGGACCUCUCCCGCCUCGCCACAAACGCAGUCACCCUCGGCGACUUCCAGCUGCCCCUCACCAUCAGCGCCUUCGUCAAGGACCUCUUUGCCGGGUUUCAGCUGCUCAACCUCAAAAACGACAUCAUCCGCAAGCGCGCAGACGGCGUAAAGUACGAGGUCAAGAGGGUCGAGGACAUUGUCUACGACUUGAGCCUCAGGGGCUUGGUGCAGAGGCCUGGGGCCGCGGGGGAUACGGAGAUGGAGGCUGCUGAGUAA
Trichoderma aggressivum f. europaeum is the source of this 846-nucleotide messenger RNA. RefSeq lists its product as uncharacterized. Gene Ontology annotation, molecular function: single-stranded DNA binding; sequence-specific DNA binding; RNA binding. The transcript has 3 exons. Lineage: Eukaryota; Fungi; Ascomycota; Sordariomycetes; Hypocreales; Hypocreaceae. The record is from RefSeq and is a predicted model, not a curated record. The coding region runs from base 1 to 846 and encodes 281 amino acids. Gene Ontology annotation, biological process: RNA metabolic process. Gene Ontology annotation, cellular component: cytoplasm; nucleus.